Messenger RNA from Anthostomella pinea, 1074 nucleotides. The record is from the annotation of a GenBank genome assembly. Lineage: Eukaryota; Fungi; Ascomycota; Sordariomycetes; Xylariales; Xylariaceae.
AUGCGUUCAUCAGUCUUCCGCCUCGCCAAAACCACUGGCCGCAGUGCGACGGCCAGAAGCUACAGCUCAACGACGCCGUCGAGCAAGGUGCGCCAUCUGAUGACCAUCGGCGACCUGACACCUGCAGAGCUGUCCCAACUGGUGCUGAACGCGGCCGAACACAAGCGUCAUGUCAAGGCGGGACGGAUCCCGAAGGCGUUGGAGAACAAGCUGAUGGGGCAGACGAUAGCCAUGAUGUUCAACAAGCGAAGCACCCGUACCAGGGUGUCCACGGAAGCGGCUGUGGCCAUCAUGGGAGGACAUCCCAUGUUCCUCGGAAAGGAUGAUAUCCAGCUGGGUGUGAACGAGUCGCUGUACGAUACCUCCAAGGUCAUCUCGUCCAUGACAUCGUGCAUGGUGGCCCGGGUCGGUCCUCACAGCGAUGUCACAGACUUGGCCAAGCACUCCCGUGUUCCAGUCCUCAAUGCCCUGUCAAAUGACUUCCACCCCCUCCAGACCAUCGCAGACUUCCUCACCAUCCACGAAGCAUUUUCCAAGCCAUCAACGAGCGGGAACACGAGCAUCGCGUACCCAGAAAUGAAAAUAGCCUGGGUCGGCGACGCCAACAACGUGCUCUUCGACCUGGCCAUCGCCUGCAUGAAGCUGGGCGUGGAGAUCUCGGUCGCCACACCGCAAGGAUACGGCAUACCGAACGACAUGCGCAGCUUCAUCCAAAGCCAAGGCGAGGGUGUCGAGACCCCCGGGAAGCUGACCGAGACGUUCGUCCCCGAGGAGGCCGUCAAGCACGCCGACAUCAUCGUGACCGAUACGUGGAUAUCCAUGGGCCAGGAGGCCGAGGCCAAGAAGCGACUCGCGGAUUUCGCUGGCUUCCAGGUCACCAACGACCUCGCCAAGAGAGGUGGCGCGAAGGCGGGCUGGAAGUUCAUGCAUUGCUUGCCUCGUCACCCGGAAGAGGUCCAUGAUGAGGUCAUGUAUGGGAGUCGAUCACUCGUCUUCCCCGAAGCGGAGAACCGCCUCUGGGCUGCUGUUGCUGCGCUGGAGGCUUUUGUUGUGAACAAAGGCAACAUCAUCUAG